GCGGCAGUUCUGCGCGCGAUCUCCUCACGAUCAGUGGUGUGCACCCUUCGACGCAUGUGAGGCUAGCCAAGGUGUUUAGAGGCGUCCUACGCGCGGCGUAAAUUAUCAGUGAAACCGCCGGCCGGCCCUUGGAUUCGUUUCUCUAACUUUUGACCACUGGAAUCAUCCCUCGGAACUUCUCACACGUGGCAGCCUCGGAUCUGCUUCUGUCAACUUUCGGAAUGUCCGGCGACUGCAAUGAGGAACCUGAAUCGACGUAGCGCACGAAGCGCUUCAGGCCAGCUCCAUGGCCUGCUAUCUCCAGCGAAACACGGCCUUGUAUGCCGUGUUCCUGUUCGUCAUAGUCGUAUUGGUCAGUGGACGAGGAGUGAUACUGGACAGUCAAGGACCAGUCUUAGUCACGGAGCCACGAUCGACGGUGGAGUUUGCCAACGACAGUGGUACAAUGAUGCAUUGUUCCGCACACGGAAGCCCAGCACCGAGGGUUGACUGGUUAAUGGGCGACGGUGCUCCGGUCCUACCGAUUCCAAACAUUCGUGAAAUGCUCAGGAACGGUUCAAUAUACUUUCUACCGUUCGGAGCGGAAAGCUAUCGCCAUGACGUCCACUCGGCUGUGUACAGGUGCCAAGCUUCGAACAGUGUUGGACGGGUUCUGGGCCGGGAGAUUAGCGUCCGAGCCGUUGUCCGCCAAAAGUACGAGGUUCAAGUACGCGACACUUACGUUCUGGCUGGAAACACAGGAGUCCUGAGGUGCGAGAUACCGACCUUCGUCAAAGAAUACGUCGCUGUUACAUCCUGGGUGCAGGAUUCCGCCUUCAACAUUUACCCGGAACCAAAAAACGAUGGAAAAUACCACAUGCUGCCGACGGGAGAGCUCCUCAUAUUCGCGGUGAGUACUGCCGAUGCACAUUCGAGCUACCGAUGUCGAACCGUCCAUCACGUGACUGGAGACACGGUCGAAAGUUCAUCGUACGCACGCCUAGUGGUGACCGAACACCGCAACCCGGUACCGCCUCGAUUUAACGAACGAGUGAGCCCAGCGCCCGUUCGAACGGGGGAAACAGCCGUGCUGUCCUGCAUCUCCCAGGGGAUUCCACCCCCUAACUAUCUCUGGUUUCGCGAGAAAGGGAACGGGGCUGAGGCGGUAGGGAAUUCGGAACGAGUCCACGCCAGAGCCGGCGUCCUGGUACUUCAAUCGGCGAGGACCGAAGACGCGGGACGCUACGUCUGCCACGCCAAUAAUACUGCCGGCUCGGAAAGGGUCGAACUCGAGGUGUUCGUCAUCAGCAGCUUGUCGGUUCAUCUAACCCCUCAACAGAUCACGGUGGACCUUGGUAAGGACACGGAGUUCCAAUGCGCCGUUAGCGGACAACCGACUCCCGUCAUUUCCUGGACCAAAGACGGUCUCCCGCUGAGGGACACGUCUUCUAGCAGGAUCAGAGUCGCGGGUCACAGUGGCUCGACCCUCCACAUCACUGGCGUUAGUCGGGAUGAUCGCGGAAUGUAUCAGUGCUUUGCCAAAAAUGACUACGAGAUGGUUCAAGCGACUGCGGAGCUGCGUUUGGGAGACGCCUCGCCUCAGCUGGUUUACAAGUUUAUCGAACAGACGAUACAGCCGGGACCAUCCGUUUCUCUGAAAUGCAUCGCAGCGGGAAAUCCGACUCCCCAUUUCACCUGGACUUUGGAUGGGUUUGCUCUUCCUCAGAACGACAGGUUCGUAAUUGGCCAGUACGUGACCGUUCACGGUGACGUCAUAUCUCACGUGAACGUUAGUGCAGUUCGCGUGGAAGACGGCGGUGAAUACAGAUGCACGGCGUCGAACCGUGUCUCCAAGGUUCAUCACUCGGCACGUCUCAAUAUCUAUGGAUUGCCGCACGUCCGUCCGAUGGGCAACUACGCAGCCGUUGCUGGCGAAACAACGAUUAUAAAAUGUCCAGUGGCUGGUUUUCCGAUUGCCAGUAUCACGUGGGAAAAGAACGGUCAGCUGCUUCCAACGAGUCGACGCCAAGAGGUUUCUAGCAAUGGGACUUUGGUCUUACACCACGUCGACAGCAGUACCGAUCGUGGCGCCUACACAUGCACAGCCAAAAACAAACAGGGUCACGCUUCAUCGGAAACCGUCAUCAUCGAGGUCAAAGUUCCGCCUAGGAUAGCUCCUUUUAAUUUUAACAAGGACUUAUCCGAGGGCGUGCGGACCCAGGUGACCUGCAUGAUCGAAAAAGGUGAUCCACCAUUCACAAUCACGUGGUUGAAAAAUGGCGAACAGAUCGACGCCUCCGGUGGCGCGAACUUUGGCUCACUAGGAGCCUCUGGAUCAUCCAGAGUGAUUCAAUCUCCCGGACUGAGAGUGACCAGUAUCGACGCACAUUCCAGUACCAUAGUUAUCGAACGGGUCAGUGCUACCCACACCGGAAAUUAUACAUGCGUCGCCCGCAACUCCGUCGCUGAGGUCUCUUGGAUGGCCGAGUUAGUCGUUAGUGUACCGCCACGUUGGGUGAUGGAACCUCAAGAUGUUCACGCGCCGGAAGGCAUGUCACGUUUAGAGCUCCAUUGUCAUGCUGAUGGAUUUCCAAAACCUGCAGUUACGUGGCGAAGAGCGACUGGUAGACGUCCCUGGAAUUACACAGAUUUAGUCAGCCACCAGCAUGCUCAGGAUCUGAGGAUUCAUUCUAACGGAUCACUCGUAUUCGGCAGAGUUCAAGAGAACCAUGAAGGAUUCUAUGUCUGUGAAGCUGUUAAUGGAAUUGGUGCAGGUCUCAGUAAAGUCGUUUACUUGACAGUCAAUGCGCCAGCGCACUUUGUAGAAAAGCAUCGUAAUCAAACUGCGAGAUUAGGAUCAAGCGCCAAUCUGCGUUGCGAAGCAAAGGGCGAUCACCCUUUGAAGAUUGCGUGGCGGAAGGCGGGUUCUUCCUUAGAACCGACCGUUCCGGACUAUCGCUAUGUAGUCAAGGAAAUGAACACUACGGAUGGUGCGGUCAGUGUUCUAGGACUAGUAAGCACAACGAGGGAAGACAGCGGCCUGUACUUCUGCAUCGCCUCAAAUUCUUAUGGACGUGAUGAACUGACCGUACAGUUGUAUAUACAAGAGCCUCCCGAUUUUCCGAGGAAUCUUCACGUUAUUGAGAAGGGUAGCAGGUACGUGAAGCUCGGAUGGACCACAAGCCAGGAUGGAAACAGUCCGAUAACUCGGUACAUCAUCGAAUACAAGACCGAUGCUGAAGUAUGGCAUGAUCACACAUUCCAUACGAACAUCCCGGGCAGUCAAGCUUUCGGCCACGUCAAUUCCUUGAGGCCGGCUGUCAGCUAUCAGUUUCGUCUAUUUGCCGAGAACGAACUGGGUCGAAGUCAAUCUAGUGAUGUUUUGGAAGUUACAACAGAAGGAGAAAUACCUGGGGGUCCACCAAGAAAUUUGAAAGUAGACGCCAUCAGUUCAACGGAACUGAGAGUUAUUUGGGAUCCCCCGGAUCAUGACCUGUGGAACGGUGAAAUCCUUGGGUAUCACGUCGGUUACAAAGAACACAGGAGUAACCCUUUGACCUUGCGCAGAUUCGCGGCUGAGCAGUACACUUAUCGAACGGUAGAGGGUAGAGUAUCAACUGCCAACGUUGCACUGGGGCUUGCGCGGACCUCGAUUCCCGGUCGGCAAUGUCAGCUGACGGACCUAAAGAAGUUUACACGAUACAGCGUUGUGGUACAGGCUUACAACGCCCUCGGGCCGGGGCCUUUGACAUCAGAAGUCGUGAUAUCGACCCUCGAGGAUGUACCAAGUAGUCCCCCUCAGGAUGUUAGAUGCACUGCAUUGUCGUCUCAGUCACUUCAAGUAUCCUGGGAUCCGCCACCGGACUCUAGUCUUAACGGGAUCCUAAAAGGUUACAAAGUGAUCUGGGAAAGCAUGGAAAACUUCGUCGCGAAUGCUAAGCCUGAAACCAAAAUCACGACAGCCUUGACUGUGGUGAUGCAUGGGUUGGAGAGAUACACAAAUUACUCAGUUCAAGCGGUAGCUUUCACCAGAGCGGGGGACGGUGUUCCAUCUACGCCACUUUACUGUUUGACGGAAGAAGAUCUUCCUGAGAAACCAGCCAAUGUAAAGGCAGUCGCUAGUUCUGCAACGUCGAUAAUUGUCUCCUGGCAACCACCACUUAGGGCUAAUGGGAUUAUCACUUCGUACAACGUGCAUUACAGAGCUGUUGGUACUGAAGGGAAAUGGUAUCGCAGGACCCUAGCACCUCAGCAUACGAGCUACCAUGCUGAGAAUUUGCACAAACCCAAUCAAUACGAAUUCGUUGUUGCGGCUGUGACUUCGGUCGGUGAAGGAGCGCACACUGCUUCCAUAAUUCUCAGACCGUCCGCUGAAGUGCGUGCGGCGAUUUAUUCAUUUGGAAUGGUCUUUGUGGUGCCUUGGAAGCAAGAUAUUACUCUCCCUUGUCAAAGCGUCGGUAAGCCAGAACCCUCGACAAGUUGGAAACAGCGAGGGGGUCAGCUGAUCAAAACUUCUGCAAAAAUAGCCGUGCAGAUCGACGGUUCGCUGAAGAUGUCAGAGCUGCAGCGUGACGAUAGUGGAAACUAUACGUGUAUCGUAGAAAACAGACAUGGGUCUGACCAGAUAACGCAUCGGCUGACUGUUCAAGUACCUCCAGCGCCUCCACUUCUGCACGCCACUAUCUCAACGAGUAACUCUAUCACUGUUCAGUGGAAACAAGGAGAUGACGGCGGUGCACCUAUAAGAGGCUACGUCCUGCAGUAUAAGAGAGAAUACGGAGAAUGGGAGGAAAUCAAGGUGUCUCACAAAAUGAGCAGCUACCUUCUCUCCCAGUUAUGUUGUGGCACCAAGUACCGCGUAUACAUAACAGCUUUCAAUCGCAUCGGCAUGGGUCUCAGGAGUGAAGUCAUCGACGCUGUGACCGAGGGUUCAAAGCCAGAUCCAUCCCCGGCGUCUGGAGACAAGUUCAUUACAGUCAAUGUUUCUUGGAUCACUCUACAUCUUCACACGUGGCACAAUGGAGGAUGUCCGCUCUUGUAUUUCGAAUUGGAAUACAGAAGAAGCGGCGAGGACUUGUGGACGCUUGUGUCAAACAACAUAGAGGUACAAAGAACUUACACGCUGAACGAACUACAACCUGGUACCAGUUACGAGAUCAGAAUUCGUGCGCACAACAAUGCGGGUUCAGCUGUUGCUGAGUAUCGUUUCACGACCCUGCAGCCAGUCGGCAGUUCUACAAUGUCCGCCAUUGAUUUAGACCAGUUUAUUCCUCAACAUACUCCGCUGUACUCGGACCUCAAGCUUAUUCUUCCGCUCGUGUUCAGCUCUUUUGCAAUAAUCGCUGCUGCUGGCGCGGUCUUUUACUGUUUUAGAAAACGACCGUUUUUGGGCGAUGUCGGAAGCUUGCACGACGCCCAGACCGCUGCGGCGUUGGACAACAAACAAAACAUGGAACAGCGCGAACAGUACUAUGCGACAGUUCGCAAAACGCUUCGAUCACCGAUCAACGAAAUGGCAACGCUGGAGAGAAUACCAGAAUACUCCGAAGACAUCUACCCUUACGCGACGUUCCAGCUGAAGGAAAGCGUCCCUGCGUCGGGGGAGAGCCGAUGCGGCUCCGCUGCGCCUCUCCAGACAUUCGUCUAUCACGACCCUCGACUUUCCACUGCAGAUACCCUUCAGCUGCGGGAGUCGGAUUGCAACCGGUACGCAAAGGUUCGCGGUGGCCGCUCGUCAUCCGUACCAUUGCACAAAAUGAACAAGGUCGGUCAGGGGAAAUCCGAGUCCGAAGAGUACGACACCCUGGGCUCGGACAGUGACACGGAAGUGGGGACCAGCAGCCGAACCGAAUCUUCGAACCACCUGGUGGACGCCCGGCAUCCGGUCACCAUGGCGGAUUCGCGUGUUCACAACUUCCUGUACCAUGGACCAGAAUCUAGCACGUCUACAGAACCCUCACCGAUUUUUGAGAGAAAAUCGUUUCCUCGAAGAGGAAGACCCAAGAUGCUACAGCUGGCGCGUUAUACCAGCGAGGAGGCCCGUGCAAGCCUCGGGUCAGUCGCCAUGUCUGCCGGUUCCAAGCACCAGUCGAGCAACGACGGAUCAGGAAGCUUGUUCGCCACCAAGCUGGAUCCACCCUCGGGUUUCACCGACACGCUUGAGUUAAGCGAAGCGGAGUGUGACAUUGACAGAGGUCGUGGACGACAUCGUAUUCCACGUGACUUCACAAUCGCCGUGUGAAUUAACUUCAUCGUUCGUUGGGUUUAUUAGGAAACUCGAAUUCCACGCUACCACUUAUUGAAUUUUAUAUUCAAUCGCUUAUCACCUCAAAUUAUACGUUCAAAGUUCACUACCUGAAUAUCGACAAGUUUUUUUAUUUAUCGCCGGUUCGAGCAAGGGGUUUCAUUAUGCAGAGUGUAGAAUCGGCAUGAGAUUUUUUAAUUUACCACAACUCGAACUGAUAACGAAUCCUAAGUAAAACAAGAGGCUGAAUUCAUGUGGCGCGAGUACAAUAUCAUUAUUGUUCAUGGUGGUACAGAGUGACUGAGACCUGACGCUUGUUUUGCAACAACGCUAGAACGAUGUAACAAGAGCCAUUAAGAUAAAUUCAUCUGUAUAUGUAUAGAAAGUGAAAUAAGUCGUAAGUCGUUAUAUGAUUAUAGUAAAUCAAAUUUUGGGAGUACUUAAAACUGGCGGUAUUGAUUAGGUACCAUUAAUUAUAUGUACAUCAAUUAUGAAAUUGAUAGCAGUGUGAUGUAAAGGGAACGUUGCUGAGGUCGCGUUUAUACGAAUUAUUUACGAAUGAAAAAAACAAAUUGUAUUCCUUUAAGCAGUUUGCUCCCCUUGUACAAAACGAUCGAACUCGUUUGACGAGUGUGACAUUUUUAAGGUUAUGAUGUUUGGACCAAGAUGUAUUGAUUAGGUUAUAAUGAAAAUAAAAAAUAAAAAUGCUAAAUUCUAAAUCAGGGUCACGCCCAAAAUAGAAUAUAUAAUAUAUACAUAUAUAUAUAUACAUAUAAAUAUUGAAAAAAAAGAAGAAAGAAGAAAAAAAGCUAGAAAAUUUUUCUAUAUUUCAGAUAAGGUAUUUCUACGAAUGAAAGAUAAUUUUUAUACAAAUUGAUUAAAUUGGGCCAUUAAGCAGCCGUUAUGGUUCUGAACAUUAGAAUAAAGUGAUGGUUCUGUUUUAUUGUUUCGAAACGCAAAAAACUCGAUGCCAAUUUUCAAAUAUCAUAUACACGCCUCUCAGCACCGUGACCGUGAAGAAACAAAUGAGUAAACAAAAGAAUGAUAGAAUCUUGGACGAGACAAAUUCGGAUGGGAUGCUAGGAAAAAGAAGAAGAACGUUAUAUGCUAUAAGGAUAAACAAAUAGAAUUGUAAAAUAUACGAAAUAAUGCAAGGAUAUCGUGAUCUGUAUAGGUGAAUCGUAAUUAUUAUUAUUACAAAGCGUCUCACACUCUACCUAAUUGCUAUCGAUAAGCUAAUUAUCACAUUAAUAUACACUAUAUUAGAUUAAAAUUCUAUAAAAUAAUUCUCGUACAAAAAUACACUUUGUAAACCGACUGACUCGAACGUCGUAAUUUCGUAUAAACCGUGCUCAUAUACUGUUGAAAUUCAUUC
Molecule: messenger RNA, 7598 nt
Organism: Diprion similis
Lineage: Eukaryota; Metazoa; Arthropoda; Insecta; Hymenoptera; Diprionidae
Product: Down syndrome cell adhesion molecule-like protein Dscam2
Exons: 26
Coding region: 287-6220 (1977 amino acids)
Biological process (GO): cell-cell adhesion; axon guidance
Cellular component (GO): plasma membrane; axon
Molecular function (GO): protein binding
Source: RefSeq, a predicted model, not a curated record